Messenger RNA from Impatiens glandulifera, 1129 nucleotides. RefSeq names its product rho GDP-dissociation inhibitor 1-like. The coding region runs from base 209 to 907 and encodes 232 amino acids. The transcript has 5 exons. Gene Ontology annotation, biological process: Rho protein signal transduction. The record is from RefSeq and is a predicted model, not a curated record. Gene Ontology annotation, cellular component: membrane; cytoplasm; cytosol. Gene Ontology annotation, molecular function: protein binding; Rho GDP-dissociation inhibitor activity. NCBI's taxonomy places the organism in Eukaryota, Viridiplantae, Streptophyta, Magnoliopsida, Ericales, Balsaminaceae.
CAAUAAAAUUCUAGCCAACCUGGUACCAUUUCAUCCAACCAAUCAUAAGCUUUCGUGCAUGCAACACAGCUUCUUAUUUCAGUUUGUGAUCUUCACGAUCUUUCUUCUUUCCCUAAAAAAAAUCUUUUAUUUCUCAACUUCAAUUUCAGCACCAGCUUAAAGGGUUAUCCUUUUUUUUCUUGGUACAUUAUUACUGUUCUUAAUUGUGAUGUCUCUAGACAUUGGGUUAUCCCAAAAAUUGGGUCUUGAAGAGAAUUCAAUAGAGGGAAAAGAUGGAAUUACAGAGGAAAUGCUCUGUAGAAAGAUGAACAUGGUUAAUUCAAUUGACACUGAGGAGGAGAACGAUGAAGAAGAUGAUGAAAAGAUAGAAUUGGGUCCGCAAUGCACCCUUAAAGCCCAACUUGAGAAAGACAAGGAUGAUGAAAGCUUAAGGAAGUGGAAGGAGCAAUUACUUGGAACAGUGGACAUUGAGUCAAUUGGGGCAGAAACAGUUGAUCCAGAAGUAAAGGUGUUGAGUUUUGCAAUAAAGUCUCCGGGCAGAACUGAUAUGAUUCUUCCGAUCCCAAAUGAAGGAAAACCAAAAGGUGUAUGGUUUAGUUUGAAAGAGGGUAGCCGUUACAGUCUCAAGUUUACAUUUGAGGUUAGAAACAACAUUGUUUCAGGUCUAAGGUAUUCAAACACUGUUUGGAAAACGGGGAUUAAAGUGGAUAAUACAAAGGAAAUGCUUGGGACUUUCAGUCCACAGGUGGAGCCUUAUACACAUGAAAUGGGAGAAGAGAUAACACCUUCUGGGUUUUUUGCUAGAGGUUCAUAUGUGGCUAGAACUAAGUUUGUGGACGACGAUGGAAAGUGCUAUCUCGAGAUCAAUUAUGCUUUUGAUAUCCGUAAAGAUUGGCAGCCAAUCUGAACUUUUAAGUCGGCUAGCUUACUAGCUAAGAAGGCGGCAUUACUCAAUGAUAUUCGCCUAACGCUUCCAACUACGACUAUUAUUGAUUAUAACAUUUGUUCUUGAGCUUGGGGAAAAAUUAAAUAUUGUUCUUUUAGAUAUGUUUGUUCAGUAUAUUUUAAAACUCAUUUGUUUAUUUUUAUGAAUUCGAAUCUUGAUGAAAAAUUGUCAAUAAGAUUUUGA